AUGUCGACGUCACAGCCGUCACAACAACAAAACCCAGAACAAGUUGUCAAUGAUAUUAGGCAAAAAAUAGAAAAAGAACGGAAAAUCAUUCAAGGUUUCAAUGAUGUCAAAAGAAAUACCAACAAUCCAGAGGUGAUUCAGAAAUGUAAAUCGAAAAUCAUUGAAUCACAAUCAAUGAUUGAUUACUACCAAGAAACUAUGAACAAAUUAACUCGACAGAUGCUGCGUUUAAAUACUAAUUCCAGUUCACGGACAGCUAGUAGGAGCUCGGUCAUUUCUGAGUACAAGCCAUCGUACUCCAAUUUUGAUUUGAUUAAAUACGAAUGUCCCUCACUUGGUAAUAAGAUUCAAUUUAUGUUGCAAUAUUUGGAAUUCAAACUCCAAGUCGAAAAUAAGUAUUCCGAGGCCAAUAAAAAAUUGUCUCAUCUUUAUCUUAUGGAUGGUGACAAAUCUUCCAGUAAUGCUGCUGAAGGUGGUAGAGCUGAGAGUGAUCAAAGAAUUCAAUUGUUGGAAAAAGCUUUGAAGAAAUAUCAAAAGUUUAGUAUCAAUGACCAUGAAUUUGACCGUGAUUACGAAAUAAUGGACAGUACAAAACAUUCGAGAAAGUUGUUAACUGGUAGAUUGACUGUUUCCAUCACAUGCAUUAGAGAUGUUGAUCACAUAGCUACUGCAUUAGCUAAGAAGCGUGAGACAGUUGUGGUAAUUAAAGUUGAUGAUCUCGAGAAAGCUCGAACAAAACCAUCGAAAAAUGAUAAUUGGAACGAAGAAAUGGUGAUUGAUGUUGAUAAAAGUCACGAAAUAGAGCUUGCUGUGAUGGAUAAACAAAAUGGAAUUUAUGUCCCCGUUGCUGUAAACUGGUUUUCACUUUUUGAUUUAGCAGAAGAGAUACGUAAAAAGAAAGUUGCUAAAGAUCAGGGCUCCAGUGGGUGGUUGCCUGCAGCCAAUUUACCUCAAACUGGUGGUUCUGGUGCUGGUACUGGCUCAAGUAUGACUGGUGGGGCUAGUUAUGGAGCAACCUCGCCUCUCCCAGCCCAUAAUGACUUGAGACCUUCAGUAUCUCCUUCAAGUGAUGCUAAAGAAAACAAAGUUCUGGUCAGUACUUGGUUGAGCUUAGAACCAGGUGGUCAAAUGUUGAUUAAUUUGAAUUUUGAAAAAUCAAUAACCAAUGGAAAGCAAUUUAGAGGACCAUUAGGACGUCAUGGGGCCAUCCGUCAAAAGAAGGAAGAGGUAUUUGAAAAGCAUGGACACCAGUUUGUUCAAAAACAAUUUUAUAAUAUCAUGUCCUGUGCCCUUUGUGGAGAGUUUUUACGUUACACGGGUUAUCAAUGUCAAGAUUGUAAAUUUUUAUGCCACAAGAAAUGUUAUCAAAAGGUUGUUACCAAGUGUAUUUCCAAGUCAGGCUCCGAUUAUGAUGCUGCUCAGUUGAACCACCGUAUUCCGCAUAGGUUUGAGCCAAUCACAAACCAUGGUACCAAGUGGUGUUGUCAUUGUGGUUAUAUUUUGCCAUGGGGUAAGAAGAAUGUUAGAAAGUGUACUGAGUGUGGUGUUAUGUGCCAUGCCCAAUGUACACAUUUGGUUCCAGACUUCUGUGGUAUGUCAUUGCAAAUGGCUAAUGAGAUUCUUGCAACGAUUGAGUCAACUAAAGUUUCACCAAAGAAGGCACAACAUCAGCAAUCACAUGCCAAGCCGUUACCACCUAAACCACCGAUUGAAAGCAAGCCAUCUAUGGAUUCAGAAGAAACUUUGCACAAUGAGCCGUCGUAUAAAUCUUUGCGACCAGCGUCAGUGGUUCAUCAAGACACUAACUUUGUUUCAAAAUUGCCUACUACAGUUCAAAAUAAAUAUCAGGAACCAGUAGAGUUACCACCACAACAACAGAAUCAGGUCGUUCCUUCUACUAGACGUCGGGGUCAUGGACUGACUGACCUUAGUUUUGAAACUGGUUACGGUCAACAACAGCACCAGCAUCAUCGUGAUGUGCCACAGAUUGUUGUUGAAGACCACCAACAUUACAAUUCAAAUGAUAAUAGAGAUGUCGAAAUGGAAGAAUCUAAGGAUGAAUUUGACAACUUUGACUAUAAUAACAAGUACACCGAGAAUGAAAUUCUCACUGAUGUUCAACAAGACCAGGUCCGUAGUCCCUUUGCUGAUCAAAUACAAGGUGUUCCUGAAACUUCUCAUGCAAAACAGCAGAAUCAACAAGUACAACAAGUACAACAACAAGAAGAACUUGGCCAUCAACGUACUCAUUCUUCAGGAAAAUUUGGCAAGUCUAAGCGUCGCAAAAGAAAGGUUGGAUUAGAUGAUUUCCAAUUCUUGGCUGUUUUGGGUAAAGGGAAUUUUGGUAAAGUUAUGUUGGCUGAGUCGAGGCAUACUCUGAAAUUAUGUGCCAUCAAAGUGUUGAAGAAAGAUUUCAUUGUUGAAAAUGAUGAGGCCGAAAGUGUUAAGUCUGAAAAACGAGUAUUCUUAACGGCUAAUAAAGAGAUGCAUCCAUUUUUGUUGAAUUUGCAUUGUUGUUUCCAAACAGAGAAUAGAAUCUACUUUGUUAUGGAGUAUAUAUCUGGAGGUGACUUGAUGUGGCAUAUUCAAAAGAAUCGAUUUACCGCGAAAAGAGCCAAGUUUUAUGCUUGUGAAGUGUUAUUGGGGUUGAAAUAUUUCCAUGACAAUGGGAUUGUUUACCGUGAUUUGAAAUUAGAUAAUAUCUUGCUUACAACUAAGGGGCAUAUUAAGAUUGGUGACUAUGGGUUAUGUAAAGAGGAUAUGUGGCAUAAAAGCACCACAUCGACAUUUUGUGGUACGCCAGAGUUUAUGGCACCGGAAAUAGUGGCGGGUAAAGCAUAUGAUAGAAGUGUUGAUUGGUGGGCAUUUGGUGUGUUGUUGUUCCAAAUGCUUUUAUGUCAGUCUCCAUUUAAAGGGGAUGAUGAAGAUGAUAUUUUCAAUGCUAUUGAGAACGAUGAAGUUAAAUAUCCUAUAAAUUUAUCUAGACAAACAGUAUUGGUGCUACAAGCAUUAUUGACAAAGGAUCCAUCGCAGCGUUUAGGUAGUGGACCAAAAGAUGCUGAAGAAAUUAUGGAACAUCCUUAUUUCCAUGAUGUUAAUUUUGAUGAUGUAUUGAAUUGUCGAAUUCCGGCACCAUACAUACCAGAAGUUCAAUCAGAACAUGAUUAUUCUAAUUUUGAUAAAGAGUUUACAUCUGAAACACCAAGAUUGACACCAGUGGAAACAGUUCUUACUUCUGAAAUGCAAGAACAGUUUAGAGGGUUCUCGCAUAUAUCUGACAAUGCAACGAUUUGA
This is a messenger RNA of Candida albicans SC5314, 3294 nucleotides long. It is a transcript of the gene PKC1, whose product is annotated as protein kinase C. Bases 1 to 3294 code for a protein of 1097 amino acids. The transcript has a single exon. The record is from RefSeq and is a predicted model, not a curated record. NCBI's taxonomy places the organism in Eukaryota, Fungi, Ascomycota, Pichiomycetes, Serinales, Debaryomycetaceae. Gene Ontology annotation, molecular function: ATP binding; diacylglycerol-dependent serine/threonine kinase activity. Gene Ontology annotation, biological process: protein phosphorylation; fungal-type cell wall biogenesis; signal transduction.